Molecule: messenger RNA, 1192 nt
Organism: Corticium candelabrum
Lineage: Eukaryota; Metazoa; Porifera; Homoscleromorpha; Homosclerophorida; Plakinidae
Exons: 1
Coding region: 147-1094 (315 amino acids)
Cellular component (GO): membrane
Source: RefSeq, a predicted model, not a curated record
CUAUCGCAGCUAUCUCUGGCAACGUCCUGGUGCUGAUAUGGCGAUGCGCAACCAAGGAGUCACGCCUGCAACUUCUUUCUCUACUAAUCGUCAGUCUUGCCGUUGCUGAUAUUCUCUGGUCUUGUCACUUCCUCAUCCAAGAAGUGAUGCUCUUGCCUGUGCUAGACGCUGGUAAAGGCGACACUUUCGAUUUCACUUCUCGAGAUGAAGCUCUUUGCCUCACCGUCACUUUCCUAGCUGCCACAUCUUGUAAUGCAGUAAUGACUACAGCAGUCGGCAUAGCUCUCCACACUGCCUUUACUCUUGUUGGUCAUUGUCAUAAUGUUAUUGUUUACAUAGUUGUGGUUAUCACCUGGAUGUUUUCUUUGACUUUUGCAACUUGGCUGACUCUUCAAAUGAACGACGUCGUCCAGCAUUAUAAUAGGAGUAUGUCUGCGAGUACCUUCUCAUUGACGGCAACAUUUGGUUGCAUGGGAGACGCGAAUCUUAAUUCCUAUCCGAUCAUCGUUACCUCCAUCAACGCAGUGGCUUCUGUUGCCUGUAUUGUCAUCUACAGUCUAUUGUGCUGCAGACUGAGAAAAUUCAAUGUUAAUGUUGCUAGUAGAGAACUAAAACAUUUGCAGAUAAGACUAACGGUUAUAGUUGUGGUGAAUGUGAUCGUCUGGUGGCCCACUUGCAUUAUUUAUUGGUAUAGUUAUGUCAGAGACGAGACUGUGUUCAACGGUAAGCUGAGCUUGGAUGCUACUUUGCCUAUAAAGAUGUUGACUGUGGUGGUGAGCUUGAUUAAUCCGUUGAUCUACACAAUAGCUUCAAAACGUGUGACUAAGGCAAUAAAAAAUGUCUGUGUUUUUAUAUGUUGUCAUGGCAACAGUGAACGACAAAGACUAAUUGUUGCAAACGAGGAUGAAAACGAAUCAAGAUGUGGUUGCUCUGUUGUUUGUCAGAUGAUUUAUCGAGUUCGAGGAAGACAUGAUUUUAGAAAAGGAACUCAAUUGAAAGGAGAUACCAUAGAUCAGACGACAUCAAGUCACUUGUUUCCGGAAAUUGACCCUUUUCAAAAUGAAAUGGACCAACUGCCAUCCGAGUCAGUCUAAAUUGCGGUAAUUGUGUAUAACCAUGCUGCUAAUAUUUUAAGUAAACUUUUACUGAAACGCAUGCCAUGCUUUAUCUGUUUCAAAUAGAUGAAAUUAAG